Molecule: messenger RNA, 9594 nt
Organism: Helicoverpa armigera (cotton bollworm)
Lineage: Eukaryota; Metazoa; Arthropoda; Insecta; Lepidoptera; Noctuidae
Biological process (GO): response to starvation; autophagy
Cellular component (GO): cytoplasm
Molecular function (GO): protein binding
Source: RefSeq, a predicted model, not a curated record
AUGUGUGCUGUGUAUACAAAUGUAAUGAUUGCUUUGUCGUAUCCGUAUGACGCACACACACAUCAACAAACGAACAAGUGGGCGUUAGGGUAUUGUCAUUCAAAUCAUCUGUUCCGUAAAUUGUUGUAUAUUUUGUACAUAAAAAUCUAAUUUAUUUUUCAUUUAUUAAUUUAAUGAGAGUUGUUUAAAUAAAAUAAUUGAUUGAGUGCGCGAGUGAGAUAUGUUUGUUUAGAGUUUUGUUUUUAUUCGUGUGUGACGUCAUUGUUUUCGACUGCCAGUACGACGCAAUAGCAUUUUACUCGAAAAUGGAUUUAAAAUGAGAAUUGUUUUCGUAAACAAGGCGACGCUCACACAGCAUGUCAGCGGAGUCGCCGCGGCACGUGCGGUCGGGCGGGCCGCUCACCGUGCCGUCCCAGCCACCGAGCGACCGCAGCAUCAUAGAUGCUGUCUCCGGGUUCAUUAACGAUGUCACACUAUCCUCUUCAUCGACUGUAGAUCCCAAAGAUGUUAUACAAUGGGCGAGGUUCGAAACGGCGGACAUAAACGAGCCAACACCAGAAGGGGACAGUGACAACGAUGUCUCCCCAUUACUCCUUAUCUUGGGCUACGGGUCCGGGGUCCAAGUGUGGCUGAUCCCCCCCAGUGGGGAGGCCCAGGAGGUGUUGUCAUGGCGACAAGGCACAGUGAGGGUGCUCCGUAUACUGCCUACUCCGCAGCACGGCGACUGCUUCGCAUCGAAGAGGCCCCUUAUCGCCUUGUGUGACUCUGCCAGUCCAGGACCUUCGUUUUGCUCGCUCAGCUUUAUUUCUAUUAGAGGAGGUGAACAGGUAAAAAGCAUAAAAUUCAAGAACCCGAUACUUGACGUGCUGGCAAACAAACGUUCAGUAGUCGUAUCAUUUUCUGAGCGUUUCGCGGUAUUCGACGCGGCGACAUUAGAAGACCGAAUGGCCGUCACUACUUGUUACCCCUGCCCGUGUCCUUUGGGAGGCAGCUUGCCGAUCAACCCUUUGGCGUUGGGAGACCGCUGGCUGGCUUAUGCUGAUAAGAAGUUGAAUCAAUCGAAAAGAAGCAGUGGGGGGUGUGAAGGUGAAGGCGUAACCAGCUACACAGCGACAGUGCUCCACGCAGCCAAGUCCCUUAGCAAAGGCCUACGUGGCCUCGGGGAGAGCGUGGCCCACAGCCUGGCUGGGGGGCGAAGCACCUCGCAGUCUCCAUCUCCACCCAACGCCGAUAUACAGCAGCCGGGAGUUGUUACCAUAUUGGAUAUCGAAGGUAACGAGGAAGAAGACGGGCAAGACAGCGAAGAACCAUGCGACCCGAUAGUAGCCCACUUCAUAGCGCACUCCGAAGCGAUCAUCGCGCUGAAGUUCGACGCGAGCGGCAUGUUGCUGAUGACAGCUGAUAGACGAGGCCAUGACUUCCACGUGUUCAGGAUCAACCCUCACCCUUGUGGGGCUAGUUUGGCGUCUGUCCAUCAUCUGUAUAUAUUGCAUAGGGGAGAUACUACGGCUAAAGUGCAGGACAUAGCGAUAUCAAACGACUCCCGCUGGGCCGCAGUAUCCACGCUCCGCGGCACGACGCACGUGUUCGCGAUCAGCCCGUACGGCGGCGCGAUCGGCGUCCGCACGCACACGCAGCCGCGCGUCGUCAACCGCCUGUCGCGCUUCCACCGCUCCGCCGGCCUGCCCAUACACACUGCUGCGGCCAAACGAGCUUCUGCUACCACGGUGGGUGACAACAUGUCGCAAGGCGCGUGGUUCCCCAACCCUCGGCUGCCGCCGUACCCGCUGCCCACCACGCUGUCACCACUGGCACAGCUGCGGCCCACUGCCAACAUACCCACACACACCAUCACCAGGAACAGCUCCGGUCGUCAGCGCCUGUCCUCGCUAUCGGAGGACAACAACUCGGCGCCGCUACUGGCGCGGGCGCGGUUCGGGCCGGCCGUCAGCGGCCGAGCGCCGGCGCCCGUGGCCGCGUUGUACCUGAUGGCGGCUAAUGGUUGUUUGCUGCAUCUGCUGUUACAUCCACGACCGCUGUCUAGCCUAUCAAAAGAGAAGAUCUGCGAUGAAUCCAUGAUCGAGCUGGAGGUGGAGCCAGUAGCGCAGUGGCCGCUACAGCGUCCGGCCGCCGCCGCCGACCUGCUGGCGCCGCUGCCGCCCUCCAACCCGCUGCUGCAGCCGCAGACCUGCCGGGUAACGUACAGUACACUAUAUAGCGCAGUGGCCGCUACAGCGUCCGGCCGCCGCCGCCGACCUGCUGGCGCCGCUGCCGCCCUCCAACCCGCUGCUGCAGCCGCAGACCUGCCGGGUAACGUACAGUACACUAUAGUGACGAGUCAUGAUCGAGCUGGAGGUGGAGCCAGUAGCGCAGUGGCCGCUACAGCGUCCGGCCGCCGCCGCCGACCUGCUGGCGCCGCUGCCGCCCUCCAACCCGCUGCUGCAGCCGCAGACCUGCCGGGUAACGUACAGUACACUAUAGUGACGAGUCAUGAUCGAGCUGGAGGUGGAGCCAGUAGCGCAGUGGCCGCUACAGCGUCCGGCCGCCGCCGCCGACCUGCUGGCGCCGCUGCCGCCCUCCAACCCGCUGCUGCAGCCGCAGACCUGCCGGGUAACGUACAGUACACUAUAGUGACGAGUCAUGAUCGAGCUGGAGGUGGAGCCAGUAGCGCAGUGGCCGCUACAGCGUCCGGCCGCCGCCGCCGACCUGCUGGCGCCGCUGCCGCCCUCCAACCCGCUGCUGCAGCCGCAGACCUGCCGGGUAACGUACAGUACACUAUAGUGACGAGUCAUGAUCGAGCUGGAGGUGGAGCCAUCAUGAUCGAGCUGGAGGUGGAGCCAGUAGCGCAGUGGCCGCUACAGCGUCCGGCCGCCGCCGCCGACCUGCUGGCGCCGCUGCCGCCCUCCAACCCGCUGCUGCAGCCGCAGACCUGCCGGAGAUGUGCAGACAUGUGUAUGAGCGAAGAGGAGCGUUGGCUGUCGCAAGUGGAGAUCGUGACGCACGCGGGCCCGCACCGCCGCCUGUGGAUGGGCCCGCAGUUUGUCUUCAAGACUUAUAACUGCACUGGUUCGAGCUCGUCGUUAUCGGAGGCGGAGACAGUAGAGGUAUGCGCGGGUCCGGCGCGGUCCAACCCCGUCAACAUGCCCGGCGCCCGCCCCGUCGUACCUGUGCUCAUUGACUCCGGCUCUGCUAGUUCUCUCGAACAUUCUCCAUCAGACAGUUUCCGUCGCAAAUCUUUGUUGGCUGAGAGCGGCCGUGCGGCUUCCGUGUGUGACGUGCAAUUGAGGGAAGAUCUAGCGGAAGCUAUGAAGGAAGACCAUGGGGCGGCGCGCGCCUCGCCCCCGCGCCCCGCGCGGCCCGCGCUGGCCCGCGCCGUGGGCCCGCUCGGCACCGUGGUGCAGCCGCCGCCCGCCGCGCCCGCGCCCGCGCUGGAGCCCUACGCCGCGUCCAACGCCGACGAGGCCACGUUCCGGCCGUGCUGCGCGCCGCCGCGCCCGAGCGCCGCCCGGGGCGGCGCGCUGCCGGCCGGCACCACCAUCCCCGCGCAGCGCGUGCCGGGCCGCGCCGCGCCGCCGCCCGCGCCGCCGCAGGACCUCAGCACCGCGCGCGUCAUCCCCGCGCAGCCGCUGCCCGACCCUAGUUAUAGUCUAGAUAAGUAUAGCGUACCCGAGGAGGCGGCGCGACAGGUGACGGAUGCCAGAGCGAGUGCGAGGAGCUUGGCGCCCGCCGAGCGAGCCUGCGAGGCGCCUCCCCACCCACUGCCAAACCGGACGCCGGCGGGUGAUAUUCAGCCGCCCGCCCGACAUAGUGUUAGGCGAUCACCCACCCCCCAGUCGGACGGCGACUCGCUCGCCGCCGAUGCUAGUUCUAGAGAUAGGAAAUCUUAUAGAGUUAGGGAAAGCCCUCCGUCUCGAGAUGAGGCGUCGAAAGCUUCCAAGUCAAGUGAGGUACACGAACGUAGGGAAUCUACUCCUAAGGUAGAAAGAGUUAGUAAGAUGGAGCCUGUUAAGAAAGAUUUAGUUGUAAAGGAACAAGUUUUAAAAGAACCUGUUCCCAAAACGAAUGCUUCAAAAGAACAUGUCGUUAAAGAAGCUGCUCCAAAAAAGACAGCUGCAAGAGAAUCCGUUCCAAAAGAGGUCGUCCCAAAAGAAUCUGUUACAAAGAAGACGACUUCAAGAGAUUCUAUUCCGAGAGAAACCGUUGCAAAAGAAAUUGUUCCAAAGGAGCCUAUAGCAAAAGAACCCGUUCAAAAAGAAUUAGUUCCAAAAGAGCCUAUUACCAAGGAACCUGCUCCAAAGGAGCCAAUACUGAAGGAACCGAUCGCUACUGUAGAUACUCGAGAGGAAACACCUUCGGUGGCUGUAACUUUAAAAUUAUCGACAAAGAAGAAAACUACCGAGACGAAAUCGAACAAAGAAAAAGUUGCAGAACACAUUAAAACUGAAGAACAAGCUUGGGAUAUGCUCCUAAACGAGCCGGAAAAGCCGGUAACGUACGAAAGUCCAGCUGUCGAUGAGAAAACUGUUGAAGAACCCAAACCAAAGUCCAAGAAAAAUCGUAAAGUCAAGAAGACACAAGACGAAGCACAGAUGAAAGAUGAGGACACUUUUGUUGAAAUACACGCUAUAGAUGAUAAACCUCAGCCUUCCAGUGGUGACUUAGUUUCAAUCUCGACGCCUUACGAAGAUAUCGAACCGAUGUCUUACUUAGCUAAAACUAAAAAAUCACGUUCUUCAAAAAGCCUUACCCCAGAGAGAAAGGAUUGUUUUGAUCCUACAGAUAUGUGGGGACUCGGUGAACCAGAAAUUACUAGCGUACCUAAAACUGACGAUAAUGUUAAUCAAAAUGACUUUGUACCUGAAUUUAAGGAAUUUGUCACUGAUGUGCCUAAAACUGAUACUCUUAAAGUAUUUGAAGGAAUUGGAGAAAAUACCUCAGCUUCAAAAGAAUCACCGCGAGCUAAGAAAACUAAAUCUCUUUCGCCUUACUCCGAACGAAAAUCGGCAGAAAAACGAUAUGAAACUGAAGUGACAGAUGUUUAUGUAAUAGAUACAAUGAAGGAAGAGUUCCCUGAAAUUCAGAUUACUAAAGGCACUAAAAUACGUAAGAAGUCACCACAGCCGGAAAAGAAGAUCCAAGAGGUAGAAGUUAUUGAAAAGCCACCCAUUAAAUCUUGGAGCUCUAUUGCUGCGUCUAAGAACGCGAAAAAAGAGGAAAAGGCUUCUGAAGAAAGAGUUGAAAUAGAAAAGAAAGAGAAAGUAGAAAAGGUGAUUGAAACAAGAGAUUUCGAUGAUGAAGAAGCUGGGUCUUCAACACGGGUGUCGUUACAAGAAAAACUUAUUGAGCUAUGCAAGAGAACAGAUAUAAUGGUAGCCGAAUGUGAUGCGCCUUCAGAACUCAACUUUGUUGAAGAACAUCAUUCAGUUCUUGACUUGCCUCCACUAGAGCCUUUGGACUUCGGUUUGGACGACUUCAAAUUAGAAGUUAUGCGAGACAGCCUUCUAGAAAUGAACGAUGGAGGUAUAACAAGUCCCAUAUGUAAGAUAAACAUCGAUAAUAUACUGUCGACCAUUAAAGAGACCACAAACAAAGCCAUAGAAUCAAGCGCCUUCAAUCUGAUAGAUUUAGAGAAAGUUCCGUCGAAGAGAGAGAAAGGCUUUAGCGUUGUAGAAAAUGAUAAAAUUACAACGCAAGAAGUGAAGAUUGAUGAAGAUAAAUCCGAGGAAAAAGAAAUAGAGGUGAUGGAUAAGUCUUCGGAUGAUGAUAAUACUUCACCGAUCGUGUCUACUGAUAGCGACAAAGAGGACAAAAAAUCCACUGGUGCUUCUAAUGUAACCAUGCCUUCGACAAAGCAAUCGUCUAAGUCUAAAAAGUCGCGUAAGAAGAAAAAAUAAAUAAAAUGUGUUCAGUGCUAUGAAAUUCAAUGUUACGAUUUUUGCAAUAUUUAUCGUAGUUUAAAUUAAAGACAUAUUCAGCUUAUGCUACUUCAUAAAUGUCAUGCUUCCUUAGGUUAAAAUCUUAAUGCAAUAGAUACCUUUAGUAUGUUUAUAUUUUGGAUAUUUUAAAGUAGAAAUAUUCGGAUUAUUAAUUCUUCGUUGAUCUAGUGAAAAGCAUUCGUAUUAUUUUAUAAAGAGAAGCUUUUUGAAAUAACAUUUCGGACAAGUCUAAGUUUAUUCUACUUUAUCCAUCUAUUAGUGUCAAAUUAGAGUUACGCUGAAUACUUACUCAAAUAUGUUAUUAUUAAUGUAGUUCUAUAUUUCUAACUUUCUUUGCUUCGUUUAUAUUAUGUGUGUAGUAUACUAACACUAUUAAGUUUUAAGAUUAUUCGAUUAUGAGUACCUGUUUAUCUUUUAAAGUAUUCUGUCGUUACAUGUUUUUAAAAGAGACCGCUUAAUAGAUAAUCUUCAUAGUAAUGUAACGUAAGCUGAAUAUGUCCCGUUUACGCGUUUAGAAUCAAACAUUUGCUGCUGUUGUAGUAAUCUUAGUCAAUAAAUGCAAUUAAUGUGAUUAAGCACAGGUAAAAGACAAAAAAAAACUUAAAAUGUUUGUAAAAAAAGUGAUUUUAAAAUAUUUGCUACUAAAGCCUAACAUAAUAUUAUUUAGGCAAUGACCUUUUAUCGUUGUUCAGUAGCGGUAUUAUAUGUCAUAUCAAAAAAAAUAAACAUAAAAAUGUAAAAACCUAUCAAAAUACACAAAAAAUAAUCACGAUUAGAUUUUUUGUGAAGGCUCUUAAUUCCUGACAUUCGAAGUUUUCAUAUGAUUAUGUAAUACUGUACUCGUAGUUAUAGAUUUUGGGCAAAAUUUUGAUAUUAUCGAAAAGGUGCGAAGUCUUCACAAAAAACCUAAUACUUUUUUUUUGUAUAACAGUACUCCUUUUAGUACUUAUCUUUUGUUUAUUUAGUUAUUUAAGUGUAGAUGAAUAAAAUUGCAUACCUAGUGGAAACAGAAAGCUAAAAAAAAACUAAACACUUUUUUUCUACGCGCCACGCAAGAUCUUAAAGGCCAGUAUACAGAAAUAUGCUUACCUGUACACUACCAUACAAUAAUUUAAGCUUGACCAUGAUAAAUGGACACAGUAUAUUAUAUACAUAUUUUGCGCAAUCAGUUACAUUAGAGGUCAAUGCUUUUGCGGAACAAACAGGCGUUAAUGUUGACCUUAAUAUAAUUGAGGCUCAUUUUAAUUAUUAAUAUGUAAUUAAAGCGAUCAUACCUCAGUAUUAAUUUAUUGUGUUGCUUUGCCUCCAACUACUGCUUCUGAGUGCGACAUCACGGUAUAUCGUUCGGAGAAACCAAAGAAACAAUAAAUUGUGAAUGUUACCUAUCAGAAAUAUAAUAUUAGGUCUUAAAAUUGUGUUGAAUAUCGUCUAGCUAUGUUGAUUGAGCAUAUUUUCCAAAUAGACCUCUCUAAGGUUCUGGUUUGUCGUGCUAAAAAUUAGAUUUAUAUCUAUUACUGUGCGGCAAAUAAUGUGCUUGGUUCAGUAUAGUAUUGCUAGACAGUACCGUGUGGUCUUAUUCAGAGGCAACUUAACGCUUAUGACUUAGUCACCCCGGUAUAUGAUACCUUCUCUCAUGUACGGCUGUCUUCGUGUACAAAUAUAUCGUAACUAUCGACAAGUAUUAUUUAUUAACCAAUGUUUUAUUAUAAUUUUAUUUAGCUUUAAUAUGUUGAAUCAUGACAAAUAUUUAUUUUUUUAUAUAAUUUACGAUUGAUCGUAUUUCUUUUGGUGAAAUUAUUUCGAUUAUUUUUAAGCUUAAUAAUACGUAGUUGGUGCAUAAUACUAUUUAUUAUUAAUUGACGAAAAUUUUAGUUUUUAAGGGCUUAAAUCUUAGUUUCCAUAUAUUGUAUUUGCCCUCAACCUGGACGACAUAUUCAUUUUAAGUAAGUUAUGAAAUUAUGGUUGUAAAUGAAUUGGUUCUUAUGAUUUUCAAAAUUAUAUCGUAGGUGUUUUCAUAAAAGAUCUAAAUUAGAAACUUGUUGAAGUUGUAAGGCUAUUUAUUUUAAACUACAGCUCUCAAUCGGGGCAUCUGAGGGUGCAAAUUGUAGAGUAUACUUCAGAAAGGCUUUUGAAGUAGGGGAGUAAAUGAAGUAGAAAGGCAGGGCUAUUAGUUAAUUUUUAAUUUUCAACUCUCAGUUAUUGACAGGGUUUAAUAAAAAUAGUACAAUCUACCUUUGUGGUACUCCUUACAGAUGGUCAAUGGACUAGUGUAGACCAAUACUACAUCGAAAGUGAUGUACCUAAUGCAGGGAAAUAUAAUGUAAGGGCUUUUGGAAAUCGCUUUUAAUGGGGUUGAAAUAGAUUUCGGGUGUAACAUUGCUAAAACAUUACUAACCUAUGCAUUAAUUAUUUUAGUACAUUUCUUUGGCUAAAUAAGUUUCACGAAAGACCGUAAGGAGUACUAAGGUACCUACUUUGUGUUAGUAGAUUGAUCUUUUUCGGAAUAGUUAGUACUUAUUUGGGUUUAUUAACUUAUAAUUGGAUACAAAAUUAAUAAUUAUGUACCAUUGAUUUUGGUUACUAGGUCUACGUACGAAUAUUAUUAUUUUUUUGUUUUUAUUAUAAUGGCAAUUAAUAGCGGCAGCUUAUAAACUGUAAAAAGUUGUCGAAUAAGUCGAUUGUUUGAGAAGGAAAACGGUUCCUUUGUUUCGAAAAGAGAUUUUAGCUUCAUAAUCAAAAUUAUGUUCUCAUCGUUUUUUAAUUGUAGUUUUGUAAGGCUCCAGAAAACUGGUUCUAUGUAAAGUUUUAAAUAAGUGUACUUCUGUCUAUGAUAGACUGUUUACAUGACGCAGAAAUUGUUUGGCAUAGACCUUUGUACAGUCAAGUUUCGUAAAUAUUUGUUAUGAGGGCAAGUUCGACUAUUUAAUGAAUUAAAAAUCAUAAAAAAUUGUGUAUAUUAAAUUGAUGACCACCUUUUUUUGUAAAAAAUCCGUUCUUAUACAAUUAUCAUGACGUUGCUUCCAUGUUUAUAAACUUAUAAUGUGUUAUUGAUUGCCUUGACCAAAUCAUGUAAUUUGAUCAAUAAAAUUAAUGUAAAUAAUAGUGGAAUCUAUCAGUUCUAUAACUUUGUAUUACAUAAUGGUCUGCACUAACAUUUCUUCAUUAAUACUUAGAACGAUAAAAAAUGUUGUAUGAUUCAAGCAUAAUAACAAUAAAUAUUGUACCUUAAUUAAUGAAAUAUUGAAUGCUAUAGAUGUGAGCUAUAAAGCAAUGGUUAUUUUAUCAUUAAAACUGUUUGCUUUUAUUAUUUACAUAUUCACUUGCAUUGCAAGAACUUUUCACACGGUUCUAUAUAUAUUUGUUUGUAAAAAUUAUAAAAAUUGAUUUCUUUUUGAAACCAUUACAUAUAAAAAAGAAGUACAUUGAUAGCUUAAAAAAUUCGCUUUUUAAAAUAAGUAAAAAUAGAAUGUGUGGACUGCUUGCAAGUGCUAAACAUCCCAAGAAUACCAGUCUGUCAUAUAACGUAUGCUAAAUAUGUUUUCGGCUAUGACGCGUAUAUUGUAUACUUCGGCUGAAAUGGUUUGUUGAUAAUGUUAUGGAGUGUUUUAAAAAAUCAGGAUAGUACCUACAUAAUAAAGAUGAGAAUUCAAAAACAGCA